AAUCGUCAGUCGUUUCUAAGCUGGGCUCGUGUUCACUACAAGUUUUUGAAAGCAAUUCAGUUUCCUAAUAUAAUUUAAGAAAAAAUAACUUACAAAAAGAUAACGAUGACUAACUACAGCAUUUUUUUGCUUCUCUUCUGUGCCAUUUCGAGUUCAAUUGCCCAAACACCAACUGUAAUGAAUGAAGCAUUUGAAAAACUUGGCAUAACUCAGAUUAAAGGAACAAUAAAAAGACCACCCAAUGAUUAUGUUACUUCUGCGCCCACAGUUAAUAGCGAAAAUAAAUUUAACAAUUCAUAUAACGAAGUUCCAGCUUGCUUAUGUGUUCAUAUGAAGAAAUGCGAAACUUCAUCAGAGGAGAAUUACGGCGAUGACCCGAAAAAAAUCAAAAGAGGAAAUUGUCGUGGAGUAUUCGACCUGUGUUGUCCCCCUAGUAGAGUGAUCACAAGUGAUUCUUCUGAAGAUGAGGAAUACAUUAAUAAAGUACCUGAACCAAAAGGAUCAAACAUUUCAGUUAUUUUUGCGCCCAAAGUUGGUAGCGAAAAUCAAUUUAACAAUUCAUAUAACGAAGUUCCAGCUUGCUUAUGUGUUCAUAUGAAGAAAUGCGAAACUUCAUCAGAUGAGAAUUACAGCGAUGACCCGAAAAAAAUCAAAAGAGGAAAUUGUCGUGGAGUAUUCGACCUGUGCUGUCCCCCUAGUAGAGUGAUCACAAGUGAUUCUUCUGAAGAUGAGGAAUACAUUAAUAAAGUACCUGAACCAAAAGGAUCAAACAUUUCAGUUAUUAUGCCUUUGCCGACAGUUGAUAGCAAUACAAAUCUUAACAAAUCAUUUGACAUUCCUCCAACUUGCGAAUGUGUUGAGUAUCACAAAUGUGAGCCUUCCUCGGACGAUAAGAAUAUCGAUGGUUCCUUUAACAAGUUCGGAACAUUGAACAUUCGAAGGGGAUAUUGCCCUAAUGCUAUGCAUCUAUGUUGUCCUGUAAAACAAGUCCAGAAGGAGACCAUAAAUCCCAGGCCUAAGGAAAAACUUGGUUGUGGUAUUCGGAACAUUGGUGGGAUAGAUUGUACCAUUAAGGGUGCCACACAGUUUGAAUCCGACAUUGCUGAAUUUCCCUGGACUGUGGCAUUUAUGGUAAAUGGUAACUAUUCCUUUGCUGGAUCACUUAUUCAUCCACAGGUGGUCUUGACUACUCAUCGGGCCCAAAAUUGGAAAACCUAUACGGUUCGUGCUGGUGAAUGGAACUUUAAGUCAACUGGUGAGCGACUGAAGUAUCAGGAAAUAACGGUUAGCAGAAUCAUCCAGCAUCCUGAAUACAAUUCGAUAAACCUGGCCAAUGAUGUGGCCUUUGUAAUACUUGAAAAACCCUUCACAUUGGAUGAUCAUAUCAACGUGAUAUGCCUGCCAGAACAAGGAACUACGCAGCCGUCCACUACUCAAUGUAUUGCCAACGGAUGGGGCAAGGAUGCCCAUGGUGAAUCGGGAAAAUUUUUGGCCAUAAUGAAAAAGGUGACCUUGCCGAUUGUAGACUCUGGAGAUUGUCAGAAACGUUUGCGAAAGACAGAACUUGGAUCUUCGUUUACCCUGGAUAAAUCUCAAAUAUGUGCGGGUGGGCAGAAAGGAAUUGAUACCUGCGACGGCGACGGCGGUGGACCUCUUGCCUGCCCACUUGGAAAUCUUUCAGAUAACCGCUAUCAGCUAAAUGGCAUAGUGUCCUUCGGAGUUGGUUGCAACAAUGAAUGGCCUGGUGGUUAUUCCAAUGUGGCAUCCUUCCGAGACUGGAUUGACCGCCAAAUGGAUGAGAAUAACUUUGAUAAAUCGUUAUAUACCCAUAAAGCUUAAUUUGGCUAAAAGAUUUCAGGCAAAUCAGUAGCAAAAAAAGAAAA
Molecule: messenger RNA, 1883 nt
Organism: Drosophila eugracilis
Lineage: Eukaryota; Metazoa; Arthropoda; Insecta; Diptera; Drosophilidae
Product: phenoloxidase-activating factor 2-like
Exons: 2
Coding region: 106-1839 (577 amino acids)
Biological process (GO): proteolysis
Molecular function (GO): serine-type endopeptidase activity
Source: RefSeq, a predicted model, not a curated record